Messenger RNA from Nothoprocta perdicaria, 4961 nucleotides. It is a transcript of the gene PAN3, whose product is annotated as poly(A) specific ribonuclease subunit PAN3. Gene Ontology annotation, cellular component: PAN complex; P-body. Lineage: Eukaryota; Metazoa; Chordata; Aves; Tinamiformes; Tinamidae. Bases 55 to 2409 code for a protein of 784 amino acids. The transcript has 20 exons. Gene Ontology annotation, biological process: nuclear-transcribed mRNA poly(A) tail shortening; mRNA processing; protein phosphorylation. The record is from RefSeq and is a predicted model, not a curated record. Gene Ontology annotation, molecular function: poly(A) binding; ATP binding; protein kinase activity.
GGAUUUGAAUGCACAGAAAAUAGUGACCUGGGGGACCCGCUCAGAAAGAGCUCCAUGUGUAAGGAGGCGCCUAGAAGCAAGUUUAGACUGCUGCGGGAGAAGUGGACGAAUGUUCCCGGAAUAGAUGGCGGUGGGUUAGCUGAUGCUAGUCUCACAGAUUCCUACUUUAGCACCAGCUUCAUUGGCGUUAAUGGAUUUGGAAGUCCCGCUGAAACAAAGUAUCCCAUGAUGCAGAGGAUGACAAACAGCAGCAGCUCCCCUAGCCUUCUCAAUGACAGUGCCAAGCAGUAUGCAGGCCAUGAUCCGUUAACUUCUCCAAAUUCAUCUUUGUUUAAUGACUUUGCUGCCCUCAGCCUGUCUCAAAGGAGGAAGCUGGCAAAACCAGCAUUUCCUUCGUUUAUCACUGACUUGGAGGACAGAUAUAAUACGGUCUUGCCCAGGAAGUAUCGACUGGGGAUGCUGGAUGAGAGGAUAGUUCCGGUGGGAUCAAAAACAAGAAAAUCCAAGAACCCUAUCGGCUGUCUGGCUGACAGGUGUAAAACAGGGGUGCCCCUCAAUAUGGUUUGGUGGAACAGAGUCACAGACAACAAUUUACAGACCCCAAAUCCUACUGCGAGUGAGUUUAUUCCUAAGGGUGGAUCAAGCUCCAGGAUGAGCAACGUGUCCCAGUCAAACAUGUCUGCCUUCUCUCAAGCCCUMUUCUCCCACCCCUCCAUGGGAAGUCCCGCUACUGCUGGGCUAGCACCAGGAAUGUCGCUGUCAGCAGGAUCUUCUCCUCUUCAUUCCCCCAAAAUAACCCCCCAUACGUCUCCUGCUCCCCGAAGAAGAAGUCAUACUCCUAACCCAGCAAACUAUAUGGUGCCUACUAGUGCCUCUGCUUCCGUCGCUAACGCGGUGUCCCAGCCUCCGUCUACYGGCCAGGUGAUCCAGAAGGAAACGGUGGGUGGAACGACAUACUUCUAUACGGAUACAACGCCAGCGCCUGUCACCGGAAUGGUAUUCCCAAAUUACCACAUCUACCAUCCAGCUGCACCUCACGUUGCUUACAUGCAGCCCAAGGCAAAUGCACCUUCCUUCUUCAUGGCAGAUGAACUCAGACAGGAACUGAUCAACAGACACUUAAUAACUAUGGCACAGAUCGAUCAAGCUGAUAUUCCUGCAGUUCCUGCGGAAGUGGACAGCUACCACAGCCUCUUUCCCUUAGAACCACUGCCACCACCCAACCGGAUCCAGAAAACGAGCAACUUCGGGUACAUCACGUCGUGCUAUAAGGCUGUAAAUAGUAAAGAUGACCUGCCGUAUUGCCUUCGGAGGAUACAUGGUUUUCGUCUCGUUAACACAAAGUGCAUGGUAUUGGUUGACAUGUGGAAAAAAAUUCAGCACUCAAAUAUAGUAACCUUGCGUGAAGUAUUUACCACUAAAGCAUUCGGAGAACAUUCUCUUGUGUUUGCAUAUGAUUUUCAUGCUGGAGGAGAGACUAUGAUGAGCAGACACUUCAAUGACCCUAGCGCUGAUGCUUAUUUCACCAAACGAAAAUGGGGUCAGCAUGACGGACCUCUGCCCCGGCAGCAUGCUGGAUUGCUUCCCGAGUCUCUGAUUUGGGCGUAUAUUGUGCAGCUCAGCUCGGCGCUACGGACCAUUCACACCGCGGGCCUGGCCUGCCGAGUUAUGGAUCCCACAAAGAUUCUAGUAACUGGCAAAACAAGGUUACGAGUUAAUUGUGUUGGAAUCUUUGAUGUGUUAACAUUUGACAACAGUCAAAAUAAUCCUCUGGCAUUAAUGGCUCAGUUUCAGCAAGCAGAUCUGAUCUCCCUGGGGAAAGUUGUGUUGGCUUUGGCUUGCAAUUCUUUAUCAGGAAUUCAGAGAGAGAAUUUGCAGAAAGCGAUGGAAUUAGUGACAAUCAACUAUUCCUCUGAUCUGAAGAAUCUGAUUUUGUAUUUGCUGACUGACCAAAACAGGCUUCGCAGUGUGAACGAUAUCAUGCCUAUGAUUGGUGCACGAUUCUAUACUCAAUUGGAUGCCGCUCAAAUGCGAAAUGAUGUUAUAGAGGAAGACCUUGCAAAGGAGGUGCAAAAUGGAAGGUUGUUUAGGCUUCUAGCAAAAUUGGGAACAAUCAAUGAGAGGCCAGAGUUUCAGAAAGACCCAACGUGGUCGGAGACUGGAGACAGGUAUUUACUAAAGCUCUUUCGAGACCACCUUUUCCACCAGGUGACAGAAGCGGGUACUCCUUGGAUUGACCUCAGUCACAUUAUCUCAUGUCUUAACAAGUUAGAUGCUGGUGUGCCAGAAAAAAUAAGCCUCAUUUCCAGAGAUGAGAAGAGUGUACUUGUGGUAACUUACAGCGAUUUAAAACGCUGCUUUGAAAAUACUUUUCAAGAACUGAUUGCAGCCGCAAAUGGUCAGUUGUAGUAUUUGCUGAAAGCAUGCAGGACAUUGCUGAGGAACUUAACCAAUAGCAAAUUGCACUACAGCUGAAUUGUUGUUGUCAUCUCAUUUCACAUUUGGGAAACAAACAGGAGAUGAGCAAAGCUGCUUGCACUUCAGUCAGGUACACUGUUACUUGAAGGGAAGAAUGUUUCACUUAUCCUAGAGCUAAGGCUGCCAUUGGAGGCUUUAUCUGUGAAGAAUUUAUUUUAGAUUAAGGAACACAUCAGGUGCAUGAUGUUCCUGCUUUUAUUUUUUCCACUUGUAUAUGCACUAAUUUUAAUUUUUUUAAGACUUUUCUGAUCUCUGAAGUUUUGCCACAUUGUAUACUUAUUAAGGGAAACUCUUUGCAAGGACAUUUCUGGGAUACAUUUUUGUCACUGAGGAUAUAGCAAAAUUUAUUCAUUUUGAUAUUAUUUGCACCCAGAAUAGCAUAAAGGACCAGGUAAAUAAUUUAAUAGCAAUUGUGUUCUAUCAAUUACUGUUUAGUUUGUAACCUCUGUAAAAGUGUGUUGUAUGCAAGCUCUGUAUGCCACCCACUGUUUAAGAAAGAAACAAACCAGACGACAAAACUUUUUUUUUUUAAAAAAGAAAUCACGUGAAGUAUCAGUGAAUUGUCAAAAAAAAAAAAAAAAAAAAGAGGAAAAAGAAAGAAAUCCCCUCUGAUUUGAUUUAAAUAUUGUCUAAGCGAAGUGACGAAAAUAGCAUCAUGAGAAGCAUCUAUGAUUUAAGGAGCAUAUCAAAUUUGCUCUAAACACAACCAGCGCCUUUUAAAAACUGUUUGUACGUUUUCAUGCUAGGCAGAAGCAUUUACAUUUAUGCAAUUUUUUUAAUAGUUUUUUUUAAAGAAAUUGUGUUUAAAUGCCUGAAGUUUCAGGAGUGUAUUACUUUAGGUUUAUUUACGAUAUAAUUUUUGUAUAAAGUUCUGUUCUUUGAACCACAGCUUUAUUAUGGUACGCUACACUGGAUACAGAUACAAAGACACUGUUAAAAGAAGAUUAACUAAACACAGCAGUUGUCUGGCAUCAAGAGCUUUUCAAGUUUUACAGCCUGAAUCUGGAGGGAUAAUGAUCUGCUGUGCCUUUGCAGUCACUGCUUAGCCCAAAGUAAUAUUACUUUUGAUAAUACUCAACACAUGAAUAUUCCUGAAGUAAUUCAGUCUCAAAAGUCUGGAAUUUUCCUCCUCAGUUAACUUUCUAAUAUUCGGACAUGCAGUUGUUCUCCAUGCUUGGGUAUUUAUGGGAUUUGUAGUUAAACACCUACACUUUGAUACUGAAGACUGCCAAAUAUGUAGGAAUUUCCUUUCUUAAAGCAGUAGUGAAGACUGUACCUAUCCUUUCCCAGCACUGAAUGUUUCAAUAGCACUGGGUGCUCACCAUGAAGAAAAUGUGGAAACUCAAAAGGUCAGGACAGACUCUAAGCACUUGCAACUGAUGUUACUGACAUCACUUUUAAUAAUUCUCAAUAUUUGUAGUUUUCAGAGAAGUUUUUAAUAUUUCUCUGUCCACUUUUAUAAGCUUUAAAAUGAUCCGCCGCCUUGAGACUUGCAUCAAGAAAAGCAACUCUCUUCACAUCGAAAGCUUUGAAGACUAGGGACAUGCUUUACACAUUUUAGAGAAUGUGGUUGGAUCCACAUUAGGUAGCAUCAGUUGUUGAGUUGAAAAAUCGAUUAUUGUUGCAUUUGAUCGAAUGAAUUUUAAAAGGAGCAUAAUGUUUAAUAUUCAAACGAUCACAGUUGCCAGAAUGUUCUUUUUAAUGUAAAAGGAACAGGAACUUUGAGAAGUGAACAUGCAAAACAGUCUUUUAUCAUUAGCUCAUGUAUUUGAGGAAGAGCAGCUGUCUUUUAUAUGUUUUUUGACAAAUCAUAUUGUAAUUCUUUUGUACAAAAAAGAAGUACUUGUAUUCUAGAAGAAAUAUGAAAUGCUUAAUUUAUAAGCGGGCUGAGGUUUUUUCCAGUAUUGUUUUCUUUGAAAAUGAAAGGGGAUCAUCUGUUCAGUUGUGGGGUUUGGGAACCUUUGAAAAUUUAAUUUGUGGACCAAUAUUUUGUGAAAGUGUAAGGCAGGGGUAAAAUAGGGCUUGAAUUCUCAUCCUUUUUAGACCAGCAAAUCACCCUCUGCGAGACAUGUCUAAAUUGCAAACUUGUGUGUAUCUGCAUAAUGUCCGUUCGCUUCAGCCCCUAGUAACCUCAGGACUUGGUUUAAAAAUAAAAAGGUAGACAGCUAAUAAGUUUUCAUACAUAAACAAUGUCAGCCAGAAAAUAUUUGAUGUCAGGUAAUACAUUUAAAAAAAAAAAAUGUUUUUUAUUUAUUUCAUUUGGUCCAUAUUUGGGAAUGAUUUGAACAGUCUGAAGUUCAACCUGGGUGUUUUUUGGGGGGAGAGCCCUUCAACCCCAUUUUAAUUCCAUUUAGAAGGUUGUCCUAAAGUUGUAGUUUGAUCCAUUCAUAGGAAGAUUUGUGUAUCUGUAUCUAAWAAUAAUAAUAAUAAUACUACCACCAGGAGAUGCCCCCCUAGAUGGGAAAUGUAAUUCUGACCUUCCU